GGGAGCCGUGGUGCGGGCGGCGGGGCCGCGGGCGGAGCGGAGCGGAGCAGAGCAACAGAACAGAAUAGAAUAGGAGACGCACGGCUGCCCCGGACGCACAGUCGGGAGCGGAGCCCAGCCGAGCCGCGGGAGGAUCGCACUGUAAUUGGAUUUUAAAAGUUACUUAAGCCCCGGAGUAAAAUACACGGCUCAGCCGGGCGCGGUAAUAAUCCGUUUAGCCGUAACCUAAAUCCGCGGCGCCGGGUCCGCGCAGCCGGGCGGGGAGCAGCGCCUCCGCCUCGCUGCCGCCGCGGGACCCUGCGCGGAGCCGUCGCCGGGUUUCGCGCGUGUCUCCUGCCUCGCCGCCGCCUUCUCCGGCGGGAGCAGCUCCGGAAACUUUCGCCGAGGGAAGCACCCACCCGCCGGAACCGAGGAAGAAAGUCGCGGAGGUCAGCCGCGGAGCCGCUGCCGCACCCCUGCCCCGCGGAAGGGGCCCCGCCGCCGCCCUCCGGGCGCUGAUGCCCCUGGGUCUCCGCGCCGCCCGGCUCUAAAGGGCUUCCCCGGGCCCCCGGCCGCACCGGCGAUGCGGGCUGGAGGAGGAGGAGGCGGCGGCGACGGCGCGGCCGCCGCCGGCUGCCCCUUGCUGGGCCUGGCCGCCCUGCUGGCCGCCCUGCUGGGGACCCCCGCGGGCGCGGCGGCGCAGCAGUACCACGGCGAGAAGGGCAUCUCCGUGCCGGACCACGGCUUCUGCCAGCCCAUCUCCAUCCCGCUCUGCACGGAUAUCGCCUACAACCAGACCAUCCUGCCCAACCUGCUGGGCCACACCAACCAGGAGGACGCGGGGCUGGAGGUGCACCAGUUCUACCCGCUGGUCAAGGUGCAGUGCUCAGCCGAGCUCAAGUUCUUCCUCUGCUCCAUGUACGCGCCGGUGUGCACCGUGCUGGAGCAGGCCAUCCCGCCCUGCCGCUCCCUCUGCGAGCGGGCCCGCCAGGGCUGCGAGGCCCUCAUGAACAAGUUUGGCUUCCAGUGGCCAGAGCGGCUCCGCUGCGAGAACUUCCCCGUCCACGGUGCGGGCGAGAUCUGCGUGGGGCAGAACACCUCGGACGCCCCACCGGGGCCCGGCGGGGCGGCAGGCCGGGGAGCCACUGUUCACCCAACCGCUGGCUACCUCCCUGACUUCCUCACCCCACCGCAGCCCCCCUCCGGCUUUUCCUUCUCUUGCCCCCGGCAGCUCAAAGUGCCUCCUUACUUGGGCUACCGGUUCCUGGGGGAGCGGGACUGUGGGGCCCCCUGUGAGCCAGCCCGGCCCAACGGGCUCAUGUACUUCAAGGAGGCAGAGGUGCGAUUUGCCCGGCUGUGGGUGGGCGUGUGGUCUGUGCUCUGCUGCGCUUCUACCCUCUUCACCGUGCUCACCUACCUGGUGGACAUGCGCCGUUUCAGCUACCCGGAGCGGCCCAUCAUCUUCCUCUCGGGCUGCUACUUCAUGGUGGCGGUGGCCUACGCGGCCGGUUUCUUGCUGGAGGAGAGGGUGGUGUGUUUGGAGCGCUUCUCUGAGGACGGCUACCGCACUGUGGCCCAAGGCACCAAGAAAGAAGGUUGCACCAUCCUCUUCAUGAUCCUCUACUUCUUCGGCAUGGCCAGCUCCAUCUGGUGGGUCAUCCUGUCCCUCACCUGGUUCCUGGCUGCUGGCAUGAAGUGGGGCCAUGAGGCCAUUGAGGCCAACUCCCAGUACUUCCACCUGGCUGCCUGGGCUGUGCCCGCUGUCAAAACCAUCACCAUCCUGGCCAUGGGGCAGGUGGAUGGGGACGUACUCAGUGGGGUGUGUUACGUAGGUAUCUAUAGCGUGGACUCGCUGCGGGGCUUUGUGCUGGCGCCCUUGUUUGUGUAUCUCUUCAUUGGCACUUCCUUCUUGCUUGCUGGCUUCGUGUCUUUGUUUCGCAUCCGCACCAUCAUGAAGCAUGACGGCACCAAGACAGAGAAACUGGAGAAGCUGAUGGUGCGCAUCGGUGUCUUCAGUGUCCUCUACACAGUGCCUGCCACCAUUGUCCUGGCGUGUUACUUCUAUGAGCAGGCCUUCCGUGGCACCUGGGAGAAGACAUGGCUCCUCCAGACCUGCAAAACCUAUGCCGUGCCCUGUCCCAGCCACUUUGCCCCUAUGAGCCCGGACUUCACUGUCUUCAUGAUCAAGUACCUCAUGACCAUGAUUGUGGGGAUCACGACUGGCUUCUGGAUCUGGUCUGGCAAAACCCUCCAGUCCUGGCGACGCUUCUACCACAGACUCAGCACCGGCAGCAAAGGCGAGACGGCAGUAUGAGCUCCCCCACCCCCGUCCCCUCUGGUGCACACACACACACACACACACGCACGCACACAUGCAGUGGAGGGGGAUACUGGGCAGAAGAGGAUGGCAAUGGCUCCCUGAAGAGGGAGGAAGGGAGGCUUUUCCAAACUUUUUCUUUCUCCCAGGGGGUUUGAAAAGAAAAAUAUUCUUGGCGUAAAGGAUCAGACGGACUGUGUCCAGUAGUGCUUAUGCCCAGCUAAGUGGAAGAGCACAGAAAAAGAGGCCACUGGUGGGGUGGGAGAGUCCUUCAACCGCAAGAAGUCCCCUUAUUCCUCUCUCUCCUCCUACCCCUGUGCAGGAAAAAAAAACAAAAAAAAAAAACAAAAAAAACAAAACCAAACCAAACCAAUCCAACUAAAACCAUCCUGCCUUGCUUUGGACGAGAGGGAGGGGAAGCCAGAUCUGUUGAGCUGCCCCUGCCGAGAAGUAGCCAAACCCUCUCUGAAUUGCUGGGGUCAAACUGCGGCGCGGGCAGGGUAAGUCCGAGCCCCAGCUUACCGCCUGCUCCUUCCAGCUCAGCGGAGCAAUCACGUGAGUACCACACAGCCAGCUCCAGCUCCAGCCCCGACCCUGUGCUGGUGAGAUGCCUCUGUUCUGUCAACUCACAAGUUCCCUUUUACCUCUGUGAUACCUGUUGUAAUUGUUUUAAAGUGAAAAUUCGGCCCUCGGUCUGUUGUAGUUGCUGCUGUGGGGAAGGAGGGGGUUGCUGUUCCACACCCUGAAAAGAAAUGACUUGUUGCUUUUCAGCAGAAGGCUUUUCCCCCUUGCCUUUGUUCUAGGAGACAAAGGGGGAAACAAAAGUGUUUUCUGUGUAGAAAGGCAUAAGCAUGGGAUCGGUUUUUAUGGGCAAACUAACAAAAAGAAGUCGUUGAGGUUCACCCUUGGAUGUGAGGAGCUUGCAGAAAUAAACAUUCCUUUUAUGAAAAAAGGAGGAGGCAGGAUGUUUUCCUACCAUUCAAUAUGGGUCGCUUUUCUAAGCUGAAGGAAAUGCAAGACUUAGAGGGCAAGAAGAGCAUAACCAAGAGCACCUGCCAAAACAAAAGCCAUUAAAAUAUAUAACGUAAAGAUACCAUUUUUUUUCUUCCCUUCCCAUAAACCUGCUUUCUCUCCUGCUUUGCUGUGAGCUUGCUGCAGGUAAAGUCAAUACACAGCUGGCUUCUGGGGACAGGAGGAGUCAUUUUGGCUCACGAUGGACCCUUUGCCUGCUCCUCAGGUUCCCUGAACUGCAUGGCAAUGACUCUGGUGCAGGAGGGGGCUGGGGCUGGGGUUUAAAAGCAAGCAGUUACUGCAAGUGAGGAGCCUUCUCAUUUCAGCUAAAAUACAGCUGGUUAAGUUUCUGGUGAUCACGUCUUGGAAGGAAAAGAAAUAUAAUCAAAAAUUAAUCAUCAAAUCCAUUGUUUUCUGUUUGAAAUGUGACAGAUUUUUCUAUUCUGAAUUUUUUAUGUUGACUUGUUCAUAUUUUAUUUUUUUGCAUACUACUUUACCUUUAUAUUCACUGAAGGGUUGUUUUUAUAAGUAUAUGUGUGUGUGUAUAUUCUUGCCUAAGGAUAAAAUAGGAAAUUCUGGAUUUUUAGCAAGUGUCCACCCUAUAGCUGCUCUUCAUUUUUUGGGGGGGAAAAGUGUCUGGAAUGAAA
Molecule: messenger RNA, 3954 nt
Organism: Tyto alba (common barn owl)
Lineage: Eukaryota; Metazoa; Chordata; Aves; Strigiformes; Tytonidae
Gene: FZD7
Product: frizzled class receptor 7
Exons: 1
Coding region: 563-2293 (576 amino acids)
Biological process (GO): non-canonical Wnt signaling pathway; canonical Wnt signaling pathway
Cellular component (GO): plasma membrane
Molecular function (GO): Wnt-protein binding; Wnt receptor activity
Source: RefSeq, a predicted model, not a curated record